Durusdinium trenchii is the source of this 1464-nucleotide messenger RNA. The record is from the annotation of a GenBank genome assembly. Lineage: Eukaryota; Dinophyceae; Suessiales; Symbiodiniaceae.
AUGGGGGUUGCGGAUGCCAUGGCUGAAGAGUUCACCUACUUUUGUCGCUGCGACGUUUGCCGCUGCAGCCUUUUUCGCGGUGACAACUGGUAUCACAAGCCCGGAACCAACUACGACCUAUGUGCCCGAGACUUUGCUAAGCUCUCGGCUGAGGAGCGGCAGGUGUACGUGAACAUUGCCACCAGCAGUGACCUUGGUAGCCAGCAGAAUGAAUACAUCUUGGAAAUCAAUCAGUACUUGGCUCGUUGCGACCAAUGCAGCAAAGCAGUUUCUUUGGGAGAUGACUGGUACCACAAGCAAGCAGAAGGAAACUACGACCUUUGCGCCCACCAUUGGAAGGACCUUCCAGAUGCAACCAGGAACCAGUACGUGAAUGUUUACGCCAGCAAGGUCUUGGGUGAGAGGAAGCUUCAGUAUGUGCUGCAAGAAGAAAUUGACAUCGCUGAAAGAGAUUUGGUGAUGGUCGUGCUAGAUGUUGAGGGCACUCUCAUGCCAGAAGCUUGGCUAGAGCUUCAGAAGAAAACCGGCAUUGAAGGCUUGAAGCGAACCACUGCCCAUGAGCCGGACUACGACAAGCUCAUGAGAUACCGAAUCAACUUGCUGCGGGAGCACAACAUUAAGCUCGGCGACAUGAUAGAGGUGGUGAAAGAUUUAAAACCAUUGCCCGGUGCCAAAGAGUUCCUGGACUGGCUCAAGCCACUGGUGCCACGCAUCCUGCUGCUGACGGACACCUUCGAGGAGUAUGCCAUGCCGAUGUUUGAACAACUUGGCUACCCCUCGGUUUUUUGCAAUUCUUUGGUGGUUGACAGCGACGGCUUCAUUUGCGAUCACAUUUUGCGUUUGAAAGAUCAGAAGCGCAAGGCCGUGGAGUCCUUCCAGAGAUUGAAUUUCAGAGUCAUUGCUGUUGGGGAUUCUUUCAAUGACGUUUCCAUGCUCACUGCUGCGGAGCGUGGCAUUUUGAUCUACCCCUCCGAGAAGGUGAGGAAAGCACAUCCAGAAUUUCCUGUGGCAAAGGACCACAAUGACCUUCGCGCGAAGAUAGGUCGAAUUUUGAGUGCCAACAAGCAAAUUCUGCCCAAGAAGUUGGCCGAUCCACCUCCGCUGAGCGCUACAGCCUCCUCACGAACCAUGUGGCUUCUUGUCUGCAAUGUUGCCGGGUUCUUGGCUCCAGAGCCCUGGAUAGCCGUGCAGCAGAGAACUAACAUUCCCGAAUUGAAGGUGACCACUGCCCAGGAGCCAGAUUAUGCAAAGCUUAUGGCGCUACGUUCCUCUGCUUUGCGGACCAAUGGCGUCAAGCUGCAGCAAAUUGUAGACAUCAUGGAUGGUCUGGAACUCCUGCCGGGAGCUACGCAGUUCUUGGCAUGGCUGAAGCCGAUUGUUCCACGGACAUUCAUGAUUACUGAUGGGCCCGAAGCACCUGGAUUACAGAGAACACUUGUGCGAAUUUUCAGUGCCAGGCCCUAA